AUGGUACUCUGUUUAGCUGAUAGAGAAAUUCAGGAAUCUGAGAUUCAAGAAGUAGAAGAAUCAGAAAAGAAUUUAGUGUUUCGUGGAUUGCUAAUUUGUGAAUCCCUUUGGAGGCUGAUCCUAAUAAUAAUGAAUAAAAAAAUUCGAUCUAGUUAUAAUUACAGGAGUAAAUUUACUUACUGCUAUUGCAGUUGGUAAAUAAUUAUCAUUGCAUGAUUAAGUUAAAAAUGUAGUUAUUGUAUAAUUAAAUUAUAAAAUAUUUUAGAAUAAUAAAAGUUUCUUUAAAAACUGUAAUAAAAAGACUUAUGUUUUAGAUUAUUAAAAUAAUAAUUAUGUAUUAGCAGAACAUUAUACUAAAAAUACUUAGGUUUUAAAUAAUUUAGAAAAGGAAAUUAUGGAGAAACUAGAAAAUUCAAAUUAAUCAUUCAUAUUUUUGAAAGAAUGUCACCUAAAAAGAAUGAAAGUUUUAUUAUAUAAUUUAAGAAAUAAUGUAAAGGAGUUUUAAUGUGUUGAGAUGGGACAAAUGAUGGAGGUGGAUGCUUUGAAAAAAGUAGAAGAACCAAAGAAGAUGAAGAAGAGGAAGAGGAAGAGAGAAUUAUUCAUUUGUCAUUUACUAAAUAAUUAAAAUAAGUUAAAUACUAGUAGGAAGAACUUUGAAAGAAAAUAAAUGAGGCUAAAAGAGAUAAAGAAAAAAAGAAGAAUAUUGCUAAUUAUCUUAAGCGCUAAUAACCAGCAGGAUAGUUCGAUAUGGGACCAUUUACAAAUUUGGUAAUGCUUUCAUAGCUGCUCCUUUUACAUCUAUAAUGUCAACUAGUAUUCGAUGUCUUCGCACUAUGUUAAAAUAAGGAGUCUACACUUUAGUAAUUACAAUAUUAACUUAGAAAUUUAUGGUCUUAUAAGAGUAUUAAAUGCAUAUUCUUUAAAAGCUUUACAUUUACAAUCUUUCAAAUGA
Paramecium sonneborni is the source of this 952-nucleotide messenger RNA. Lineage: Eukaryota; Ciliophora; Oligohymenophorea; Peniculida; Parameciidae. The record is from the annotation of a GenBank genome assembly.